Notolabrus celidotus (New Zealand spotty) is the source of this 1418-nucleotide messenger RNA. RefSeq lists its product as uncharacterized. Lineage: Eukaryota; Metazoa; Chordata; Actinopteri; Labriformes; Labridae. The transcript has 2 exons. The record is from RefSeq and is a predicted model, not a curated record. Bases 1 to 1365 code for a protein of 454 amino acids.
AUGUCUUUCGCCGUCUCCGAUUCGGAGAUAAGUCCCAUCGGCAUAGCUACCAGGAAGUAUUCUCGUAAGAAACGCCUUAUCGUAGAUUUGUCAGCCCCUCGCAAUUCGUCUAUCCCAAGCAUAAACAGUUUGAUUCCUCCGGAGCCCUUUUCCUUGUCCUACGCUACCGUUGAUAAUGCAGUGACGAUGAUUCGAACAGCAGGUGUGGGCGCAUGGCUGGGCAAGGCAGACAUUACGGAUGCUUUCAAAGUCCUGCCACUUCACCCGUCCCAGUGGCACCUCUUUGGAGUCAAAUGGCGGUCUCGAUUCUAUUUUUCGGUUAAGCUGACUUUCGGCUGCCGUAGUAGUCCUCAUAUUUUCGACACCCUGUCAGAGGCAUUGUGCUGGGUUCUCUACAACGGCUGCAGAUUGCCCUUUGUGUUGCAUCUCUUGGAUGAUUUUCUUGUGGUGGAUUUUCCUUCUUCUCCUCCGGCUCGUAGAAUCUCCUUAUUGAAAGACCUUUUCCGGGAGUUGGGUGUCCCUCUCUCUCAGGAAAAGACUGUAGGCCCUUCCACUCGCUUGGAGUUUCUCGGCAUCACUCUUGAUAGCGUGCUCAUGCAGGCUUCCCUACCUCUUGACAAAUUGUCUCGCAUCAGAGAGGCUAUCAGCUCCUAUUCCUCUGCUGCUAGUGUUACGAAACGUGGUUUGUUGUCCCUGCUAGGUCACCUGAAUUUUGCUAUGCGUAUUAUACCUCAUGGUAGGUCUUUUGUGUCCCGCUUGCUGACUCUGGCUAAUUCUGUUGAGGAUUUGUCCGAUCUGGUUGUCUUGGAUGAGGGCUGCCGUUUGGAUCCUCGCUUUUGGUCCGUUUUGUGUAACGAGUGUAACGGCAUUUCCUUUUUCUAUAAUGAUUUUGUUGAGUCCUCCGAUUCCCUCCGUUUUUUCACUGAUGCAGCCCCUUCUGUUGGUUUUGGGGGGUUUUACAACAAUGAGUGGUUCGCGGACAAAUGGCCCUUAGAGAUUCAGUCUCUCAAUGAGUCCAAAUCGACAGCUCUCUUUGAGCUCUACCCCGUCGUUGUUGCUUGCCAGCUGUGGGGCCGCAGUUGGACAAGGAAGCAAAUUGUGGUGUUUUGCGACAAUUCUGCAAAGGUAGAAAUCAUCAAUAAAGGCCGCUCCAAAGUACCGAUAAUAAACAGCCUUAUGCGUCGUCUCACCUGGCUGUGCGUUUUGAAUAAUUUCAUUCUGCGGGCAGCCUUUUUUCCAGGUCACGAGAACCGUAUAGCUGAUGCCCUGUCUCGCUCUAAAUUCCAGGAGUUCAGAGACCUGUGUCCCCAGGCCAAGCCACACAGCAUUUCCUGCCCGCCGUUCAAUCAGAUGAUCCUGGAUUGAGCGCUUCUAAGACCCUGCAAGAUCUUUUGCACUCAGCCUCAAGUUACAUGAGA